CGCCUCCCGAUUGCUGGCUCGCGUUCAGAUAUUUUGAGUGUGUUGUGCAUCGGCGGUGCCUGUGAAAAGUGUGCCCUUCGGCGGCGAAGAAAAAUCUCGCUGUGGUGCUCGCCUGUGGAUUACAUUUCGCCUGAACGAACCUGCCUCGCUUUUGGAUUUGACUCGUCUCGGAAGCAAACAUGGGAGGCUGCCGGCACUACUCACGGUAGCCCAGGGCGCCCUUGUCUGACGUAACCACGGAGGCAACGGGGUGCCCCGCCGAGGAGGAGCAGCCAUGUUUCCCUGGAAGAAGGCCAAAGACAAGGAGGACAAGUCCAAGCGACGCGGAGGCGGCGGCGACGACAAGAAGUCCUCGGGCAAGCUGUCCGGCAGCGAGGUCCGCCGACGGAACCUGGUCAUCUCCGGACCGAUCCCGGCGCCGGGCAGCGGGCUCGUCUCGCCGCUCGCCGAAGAGGAGGACUUCUCGGACCACAGCGGCGGCGGCGGCACUCUUCCCCACGACUCCUCUUCCUCUUCGCCCGUGCAGCAGGACGGUGGCGGCCACAACAAGAGGCCUCCGCCGGUGCCCCCCAAGAAGCCAGCAGUGGCCCGGACCCUGAGCGUGCCGAAGUCGAAGCCCCCGGACAGGCCCGCGCCACGGUCGACGAGUUUGACGGCUCAGCCUCUGGUGGACGCCUUCAAGACGGCGGUUCGCAACGGGCAUCCGUCCGCAGAGGCCGAGUACGGCGAGCUGCAGCAGCGCUUCGCGGCCAUCCGGAGGGCGUCGGCGACCGCGUCUACGGGUCCCGGACAGACAGUGCGCAGCUGGCCUCUUCCCCCGAUCCGCACGGCGGCCCGGUGUCCGCAGCCGCGCGUGCUGAGCGUCACGCGGCAGCCCUCGGGCGACUUCGGCUUCUCGCUGCGGCGCUCGGCCCUCUCCGACGGUCUGGCCGCCGGCGAGGAGCGCCGCCGCACGCUCAUGUUCGCCGAGCCGAGCACGCUGCCGGCCGCUGGCAGUGGCAGUGCGACGGGCCUGUUGCCGGGCGACCGGCUGCUCGAGGUGAACGGCGUGAGCGUGGACGACCGGUCGCGCGAGGAAGUGAUCGAGAUGGUGCGCUCGUCCGGCGACCGCGUUCUGCUCAAGGUUCAGCCGCUGCCCGAGCUGUGCGAGAUCGUGGCCCGCGUGGCCGGUCCUGGGGCGCCCCUGCAAGGGGCUACCCUCGGUGCAGGGGGCAACCGGACCCUGUCCCGGGCGGGCAGUCGCCGACACAAGGCACUCGGGGCCAAGACAGACGAGGAGAUAGCGGCGGAGCGGCUGUGGAUGAAGUCCGAGAAGGUGUGGGUGCUGUUCAAGGGAGGCUACACUGGUGCAUCCUUGGUGUCCAGAAACGAGGCUGGCACUUCGCCGGCUGAAGAGGAAGGAAAAGUGCGUGUCCGCCUUGACGCCACGGGUGAAGUGGUGCUGGUGGACGAGGAUGACGUCGAGAAGGCGAAUCCUCCCGAGCUGGACUUCGUGGAGGAUCUCGGCCAGCUGCGGCAGCUCAACGAGGCCGGCAUGGUGCACGUCCUACGAGAGCGCUUUGCCUCGGGACUCGUGCACACUUACGCUGGCUCGGGUCUGCUCCUCUUCAACCCCCAGCGACCACUGGCCAUCUACUCGGACAAGGUGAUGCGGCUGUUCCAGAGCUGCAAGGCCGACGACCUGCCACCGCACGUGUUUGCUGUGGCCCAGAGUGCACACGCGGCCCUGGUGGCAACCAGGCGCGAUCAGACGGUGCUCUUCCUCGGCCGCAGUGGCUCGGGGCAGAGUGCGGCUGCCCGACAAGUGCUGCAGUACCUGAGCAUCACAACUGCGCCCACGCCUGCAGCUGGCAAUGCCCUCGCUGAGAAACUGACUGCCGCAGCAGCCCUGCUCGAGUCCUUUGGCAACAGCCGCACGGCAGCCAAUGCCAAUGCGUCGCGCUUCACCCAGCUCUUCUCACUCGACUUUGACCACAUGGGACAGGUGGUUGCUGCCUCUGUCCAGGCCCUGAUGCUGGAGAGGUCACGGGUGUCUCGGAGGCCCCAAGGUGAGCCAAACUUCCAUAUCUUCUACUACCUCUUGGCUGGUGCAGCAGAGUCACUGAGGAAAGAGCUGUACUUGGACAAUCUCGAGGAGCCCAACAUUUUUGUCACCCCCCUCAAGAAGCCGGAUGACCAGAAGAAGGCGCGCAUCAUGUGGGAGCUGGUCCAGGGUUCCCUGCAGACACUUGGGGUACGGGACACCGAGAGCCGCGUCCUGUGGACUGUGCUGGCUGCCAUUGUUCAUCUGGGCCACGCUGGAGCCCUGCGCAGUGCGAAUGGGCGGCCACAGUUUGCACGAGCGGCCAGUGCACAGAGAGCGUCUCUUCUGCUUGGCACGUCGGUCGAGGACCUCGCCAAGUCGGCCCUCGACUCGCCACUUCUGACAGCUGCAGGCAACAGCCGGGGACCUGCACGAGGAGACGGGGCUGGAGAUCCUGCAGAGCCACUGCAGGACUUUGUGGCCUCCCUUUACCAAGAAGUGUUCAACGUGGUGGUGUCCCUUGUUAACCGCGCACUAGGAGGCUCUGGCCGAAGUGUGGCAGCAGUGCAAGUUCUGGACUGUCCCGGGUUCCAGCCCCAGAGCGGCACUGGUGCAGGGGGCAGUGCAGCGGCCACCCUCGAAGAGCUUUGCCACAACUACAUCCAGGAGCGGCUGCAGUUGCUCUUUCAUCAGUGGACCUUCCUCAAUCAGCAAGAGCGAUACGAUCAGGAGGCAGUAGUCCUGGAGACGGAGGAGUUUGGAGAGGUGGCGUCGCCAGCUGCAUUGGUGUCCCUUCUAGACCGCAGCCCGCCCCAGUUGGGUCCUCUGCGUGCCUCGACGACCGACCUGCGGCACAGUGCCGGUCAGCAGGCACAGUCGUGUGGCCUCCUUCAGCUGCUGGACGACGAGUGCCUGUACCCGGGCAACACUGACCAGGCCUUCCUUGACAAGCUCCUCCACAUGGCAGCUUCUGUGCAACCUCGGGAGCACCAGUCGCUGUUGGAGCGAGGAGCCCGUCCAGGGGAGUUCACCGUCUUCCAUCAGAUGGGAUCACUGCCGGUCACCUACUGCUGCAAGGGAUGGCUGAAAGCGAGCCGGGAGACACCAUCAUUCCGGCAGGCACCACUGCUGCUGCAGGAAUCACAAAAGGAGCCCGUGAGCCAGCUGUUUUCAUCGGCUCGGGGCAUGCUGCCUCCGGUGGGCCUCGGGGGCAGCCUGACGGCCGAGGCAAACAACACGUCCUCACUGCGUCGCUCAUCCAGCAUUCGGCGUGCCCAGUCGGUGGCCGGUGCCAAGCGACGCUCGCUGCCUCUCCAAGUCAAGCACACCACCGACAGCCUAUUGGAGGUGGUCCGUCGGACACGCCUCCAUUUUGUGCACUGCCUGGUGCCCUGCGAGAAGUCAUCGGGGACAAACGAUGCUGGGGACGGUGGCGAGCCUCGCUUUGACGUUGACCUGGUCCGGUCUCAGCUCAAGGGGGCCCAGAUCUUGGAUGCCGUGCGUGUCCGCAAGCAGGGAUUCCCAGAGAACCUUCUGUACCUGGAGUUCCGGAGACGUUACAGCUUGCUGGCAUCUCCAGACGCCCGUCCCGUCAACGGAGAGCCUGGCGAUGAGCGUGCGGCCACAGAAGCAUUGCUGCAACAGUUGGACCUGGAACCCAGCAGCUACCGGCUAGGUCUCAGCCAGAUCUUUCUGCGGGCGGGCACCCUGUCCCUCCUCGAGUCUCAGCGGGAGGAGAAGCUGGCCGAGGGUCUGAUUCAUCUGCAGGCACACCUGCGGGGAUACCUGGCCCGAAAGCGUUUCCAGCAGCGCAAGGUCCAGGAGCUGGCCAUCUGCUGCAUUCAGCGGAAUGUGCGCAAGUUCCUCGAGAUCCGGGACUGGCCCUGGUGGCGGCUCUUCAUCAAGAUUGCACCCGUGCUCAACGUGCAGCGCACCGAACAGGAGCUGCGUCUAAGCAGGGAGGAAGUCGAGCAGCUCAAGGCCAAGGUCGAGAAGCUCGAGAAGGAGCGCUCCGAGCUCAAGCAGAGUCACGACCUUCUCGAGGUCAAGGUCAGCGACCUCUGGACCGACCUGGGCCAGGAGCAGGCGGCGUCCGCGCAGGCGGCCGAGAUGCUCGAGGCCGAGACGGCCGAGCGGCUGCGACUCGACAAGGAGGUGCGCGAACUACAGGCGCGCUGUUCGCAGCUGCAGCAGCAGAAGGACCGCAUGGAGAUGGAGGCCAUGGAGAGCCGCAUGCUGCGCUCCGCCGACCUCAACGGCGAGGUCUCGGACGAGGACGACGCCGCGGCCGCCGGGUCUAUCUACAAGCAGAAGUAUGAGCGUGCGCUGCGCGAGGCCGAGAUGAACAAGCGCCAGCUAAGCCAGCAACACGAGGACGACCUGGAGAAGCAGAUGAUGGCAAGGAAAGCCACCGAGAAGAGGCUGAGCGAGGCCCUGGCUGACCUGGACGAAGGACGCCAGACGGUGAACCAGUGGAAGCGCAAGGCACAGAAGCUCAGCGCCGAACUGCAGGACCUCAAGCUGUUAGUCGAGGAGCACAUGGCACGCAAUGCCGAGCUUGAGAAGAAGCAAAGAAAGUUUGACAGUGAGCUGGGCCAGGCAUCGGACGGCCUGAAGCAAGAGCGCCAGCAGCGCGAGAAGCUACAGCGUGAGCGGGACCUGCUGUGUGCAGAGAAGCAGGCACUGGAACAACAGCUCAUCUGCUGCCGCACCGAGCUCGACGCACAGCACGACCGUGUCAACUCGCUGCGCCGAGAACUCGACGAGCUCAGCUUCAGCACACACGCAGAGGAAGAGGUAGCGAAGCUGAAGCGUGCCAAGCAGGAGCUGGAGCGCAAGAGCCGGGACCAGGAGGAGGAGCUAGAGGAUCUGGCCACCCAGGUGACCAUGCUGGAGCAGUCCAAGCUGCGGCUCGAGAUGGCCCUGGAGAAGGCCCGACAGGAGCACCGGCGCGAGCUGUCGCAGCGGGACGAGGAGGCCGACGAGGCACGCGCUGCCGCCACCAAAAAGCUGCGCAACAUGGAGGCCCUGCUGGAGUCCGAGCAGGAGGAGCGGCAGUGCCUGCAGCGGCAACGCCAGGAGCUUGAGCGGCGGCUGGCCGAGCUGAGCGAGCGACCGCCGCCCCGUGACCCCCAGGUGGAGAGACGCCUGCGGAGGGACCUGCGUCGCACACGAGCGCUCCUACAGGACGCACAAGUCAUGCUGGACUCUGCACGCAAUGGACAAGCGGCACGCUCCAUGCUCAGGCAACUCAAAAACCAGUUGGAAGAUGCCGAGUUUGCCAAGAGUGCGGCCAUCAAGGCUCGCCAGGGGGCGGAGGCCGAACUGGAGGAAGUGCAGUCGCAGCUGGAGGAAGUGCUGCGCACCAAGAACGAGGCAGAGACCAGGUGCUUGCAGCUGGCACGAGAGAAGGGAGCGCUGCAGGUGCAACUGGAGGAGAUGGAGGAAGAGCAGGCCGAGCUCAUGAAGAAGUACAAAGCUGCCGUGCAGCAGAUGCAAAACGACCAGAAACUAAUGAGUGAACAGACGCAACAGAUCCUGGAUUUGGAGUCUGAGAAGCACCACCUCAAGGAACAAGUCCACGACCUUAGCUCCAAGAUGGACCACCUGGCCAGUCAGGCGGAAGAUUCGCAUGUAGUGCGCCGCCUCGAGGCCAAGGUGCGCGAGUUGGAGUCAAGGCUCGAGUUGGAACAGACGGCCAAGAGCAGGCUAGAGAGCCAGGUGCAGCGCCUGAAGGAGCAGUGCAACCGGCUGCAGGAGGAAUCCGAGCAGGCGAUACACAAGGAGCAGCAGAGCCUGGAGAGCUGCCGCAAGCUGCAGCGGCAGAUGCGCGAGCUGCGCGAGGACUGCACAACGUUGCAGCACCGUGAGGCCGAGGCCCAGCAACGCUGCCACGAACUCGAGAUGUCCCUGGAGAAUGCCGAGAUGGACCUGCAGGGCACCAAGCAGGACCUCAAGCUGGCCUGCCAGCGCAUCCAGGACCUGCAGGCAGCACUCGAGGAAGACCUGGACUCUGGCACUGACGUGGCUGAGGACAGCGAUUCCGACAGUGACAACGAUGUGGAUAUUGACACACUGUUGCGGAGGCAUGGCCUGGGCAGCCAAUCACGCCUGUCCUCUAUGGGGGACAUGUCUCCGCUGCCGGUGACUGGCGGCAGCAGCCGCCGCAGUUCGGCUGCCGUGUCACUCAGUAGAUCGAAUGAGAGUCCCAUCUCUGGACUGUCAUCUGUGAGCCCCGAGCUUGAGCUGGCCGACUCUGGCAGUGGUCGGACAACCUCGUACAAGGACGACCAGCUCGUGGACGUGUGAUGUUGCCGCAGGCGGACGGCCACUGGACCUAGCAGAUCGUCGUAGAGUGCGACGCACAUCACCAUAACUGGACCACCGAUGUUCCUGAUCGUUUCUUCUUCUGUUCCUUUUUGUUCCUCGAGACGUACAGAGUGUUUCGAUGCUAGUGCCAACCAAUUCAUGGCCUGUCCUUGCCACAGUUGACUUACCCCAAUGUGAUGUUCCCUGAGGAUGCCGCAUGUUUCAAUUGCCCAUGUUCCUUGAGGCCAGCUCAGUUGACUUGGCUGACGUGUUUCCUGUUCUGCGUUUUUUUUUUCUUGUUGUUGCUCGAGGAACUUGAUGCCCUUCUUUUGCACCAGGUCUCUUAGGAGUGGGAAUUCCAGAUAUGCAUAACAUAUAGAGCAUAUGACAGACGUUAGAACUUCAGAUGUGAUGCUGUCUUUUUUUGUUUUUUUCCUCAACGCAUAAAUUAUGAUAACAGAGAAGUAGUGAGGUAGUUUAAUGUGAAGUCCCAAUGUCUCCCACUUCCUAGUUACUAGCCCAGCAACACUGUACUUGUUGCGAGAAUGGAACAGUUGCUGUAUUGCAGCACGGGUUGUGUCUUGCGUGCAGCAAUCGGUACAAAUUUUAGAGACGAGUACCGAUGCAGGAGCUAGGGUCUGCACACUUCACGUGCUGCCUUGAUCCGCACUACACUUUAAGUGUGCGCACAUACCACUGUGCAUGAUGGCACUACUACUUCCAAUAAGCAAAGGAGGCAAGGCCACAUGCCACAGUAUAUCACUCGAAUCGACGACACUUGACCGGAAUUUUCAAUGCCCCUCGCUGUUCCUCGCAAAUAUUUCACGCAACCGCUAGAGCGUUCAGGCCCUAAGGUUACCACUUGCUGGCAUUCUUGAGCAAGCGAAUGUGGCAUGGGUUGAACUUGUACGUAGCGGUACGUUUUGGUGGAACACGAGGAACACCGUAAACCAAGGUGUCUGGGCGAGGCCUUACAUCUAAUUGGUCACCACUGAGGCAAUCGCUACACCAGUUUCCAGAGUCAAGUCUGGAAAGCAUAUUCGCACAAGCAAUCCCCUGGCAACAAAUAUACACCGAUAUAUAAAUGUCGCCAGGUUCUUUUGUAUGCACCAGAAUGCGGGAGCCUUGUUUGUGGCUGCCUUUUGCUAUGCGUGCAAAGAGCGAUGACAUUGCAGUUUUUUUCUCGUGUUGGCCUUGCCUGGAUGAUGUUCGUGGCUUUAAUCGAACAAACCAGCAAGUGCCUUGCUUUUUUAGACAAAGUUUUUGUGGAUAUUGCUAGCUUUUGGCCAAGGCAUGAUGCCUCUUUUUUUGCUAGCUUCAUAUACAAAGUGAUGUUGAGAAAAGCGCGUACCUUCGAGUUGAAUUUUGUACACUUUAUUCUCACCCCCCUCGGCUGCAUUGUUCAUUCUGACCAGUGUAAAAAAAUAUGCUUGCAACAGUUGCAUUUUUAUGUGUGAGCUUUGCCAGUGAAAUGAACUGCUCAAAGCUCGGUGAACUUCCUUUUACUGAAGCUAUUGGAUAAUUACGAUGUUUGUUUAUAGAUGAGAGAUAGGUUUAUAUCUAUGUAAAGAUAUAUGUUUAUUCCUGCUACCUGCCAAGGUUAUUUAAUUGUAGUGUUGGUUCCUUUAAAAUUAUGAGUAAGUGUGAAAUAUAGUAGCUCUAUGCAGAAACUGUCAUCACUGAGAUUUGCAGGCUUUUCUUUGCCUUUUCCAUGCUGAAACGUGACAUAGUUUAUGAUCUGUUAUAUCGGAACGAAUGAGCUUGUAUAUUUUCUCGGGAAUAUUAAUUUAAGUCAUCCUGCUAGUGUCAAUUCUUUUUUUUACGGUUUUUGCAUUAGAGAUGGCUUAUUUCAGGCACCAGAACUGACUUAAUUAUAGUGCCAUUGGUUAAUAAGUUUUGUGUUGUUUCUAAAUACGGAUAAUUUUGGUGUCAACUAGCUUGAUGUCAUUUUUGCUCUUUCUACUUAGCUUUGUGACUUUUCUGCGAAAAUCUUAUCCCUUUACCAGUUAAUUCUUUUUUUUUACAGUGACAAAUGAGCAGAGGCGUGAUUGCAAUUUGGAGUCGCCUCUGUUGAACUAGCCAGUUUACUCACUAGUGAGCUUUGAUCACUGACCGCGUUGUAUACACCCAUUUUUUGGCCCCCACAUUUUCAGAUACGUACAAGGACAUGCUUUAGCUGUAAAUGUAUGUAUAAUUCUGUAAUUAUGCUGAAAUGGGCGUGAAAUGUUUGGUCGAAAGCCGAUGACAGACGUGUUUGUAUGUCCCCUCUGUGUGAGUGCUUGUGGAAUAAAGAGAAAUUACGAAUA
Rhipicephalus sanguineus (brown dog tick) is the source of this 8637-nucleotide messenger RNA. RefSeq names its product unconventional myosin-XVIIIa. Gene Ontology annotation, molecular function: protein binding; cytoskeletal motor activity; ATP binding. The coding region runs from base 275 to 6331 and encodes 2018 amino acids. Gene Ontology annotation, cellular component: myosin complex. The record is from RefSeq and is a predicted model, not a curated record. Lineage: Eukaryota; Metazoa; Arthropoda; Arachnida; Ixodida; Ixodidae. The transcript is spliced from 33 exons.